Molecule: messenger RNA, 339 nt
Organism: Punctularia strigosozonata HHB-11173 SS5
Lineage: Eukaryota; Fungi; Basidiomycota; Agaricomycetes; Corticiales; Punctulariaceae
Exons: 1
Coding region: 1-339 (112 amino acids)
Source: RefSeq, a predicted model, not a curated record
AUGCCGGACGGAACCAGAUUCGUCAGCGCAAGGAAGAUGCGCAACGGAGGCAUCGAACUCGAGCUCAACAGCGCGGAAGCAGCCAAAUGGGCGAGAGGUACGCACACAAGCAAGAGACUGGCUGAGAACUUUGGAAACAGCGCAACCAUCAAAGCACCCGGAUACGCAGUCCUCAUAGAAAACGCACCGCUCUACUUCAACCCCGACGACGACGACGAGGUCACCAAGGUAGCAAGAGCGAACAGCUGGGAAGAACAAGACAUCAUCCGAGUAAGAUGGAUCAAAGACCCAACCAGACGACACCUGCAACAAACGUCUGCGCACAGAGAAGAUCGCUAA